Molecule: messenger RNA, 3453 nt
Organism: Fusarium oxysporum Fo47
Lineage: Eukaryota; Fungi; Ascomycota; Sordariomycetes; Hypocreales; Nectriaceae
Exons: 9
Coding region: 1-3453 (1150 amino acids)
Biological process (GO): DNA-templated transcription; lactate catabolic process; regulation of DNA-templated transcription
Cellular component (GO): mitochondrion
Molecular function (GO): zinc ion binding; DNA-binding transcription factor activity, RNA polymerase II-specific; FAD binding
Source: RefSeq, a predicted model, not a curated record
AUGGAAGAGAGUAGUAAUCGACAACUGGCCAGGAGGACGCCCAAUCAUGGCAGGAAGAGAGGCACGGCGUGUGAGCGUUGCAAUCGGCGAAGAACAAAGUGCGAUGGAUCUGUCACUGGGGUACCAUGCUCUGCUUGCAGGAAGAGUGGCCAUCAUGAGCAGUGUGCAUUGAUCCAGUCCAAACGCCGAAGAGGUCCCGACGGACGAUACACGUUGUUGCCUGACAUCGAGUCGUGUAGCAGUUCAGGCAGUCCCAGCGUCCCCCCGAACAAUGAGGAUGAAUCCAUGAGGAUGGCCACUGAAGACCCUCCGACAGAAAGAGAACAGAACAGCAGACCGGUGCAACAAUUGAGCGAUUCUACUAUCGCAAGGCCAUCUUCUGACCAGCAUGCGAGUCCUAAUGCUCAACCAAGCGUUGUUGGUGAAAGCUGGUAUGCAUCAUAUGUCAUGAGAGGUUACACGCCUGGUCACAAUAGUGUUCACCGCCCAAUCGGCGAGUGUAACGAAACGGUUCAGAGUGUAACCCGCGACACGAGAAGAGAGAGCGUCUGCAGUCGGCCAUCCUUGCCUCUCGAAAAGACGGGCCUCGCAGACCUUCCAUCACCGGACUUAGUAGACCGUCUCAUCAAGAUCUACUUCGACAGAUUUCACGCUUUUUGCCCGAUACUUGGGAAGAAGUACUUCCUUUCAUCUUUUGAUGACGGAGCCAUGUCUGGUACCCUACUCCGAAGUGUCCUUUUCGUUGCAUCGUUGCACUGUAAUCCAGGGGUAUUACAUCUCAUGGGGUACAGCACUCGAUGGGAUGCCAACAAUGCUCUGUACAACAAAGCGAGCGCAGCCUUCGACGCAGAUCGGGAAUCGAGUCGAACACAUAUGAUACUGUCGUCGUACCUGCUUCACUACUGGUUUGGAAGUCCAACGGCUUAUCGCGAUUGCCACUGGUGGCUUGCAGCUGCGAUACGAUCCGCGCAGUGUACAGGCUACCACAGGAGUACAAAAAACAGCAAGAUGUCGCCUGAGGAAAGAUCACGGUGGAAGCGUAUCUGGUGGUGCCUUUAUGUUCGGGAUCGUCAAAUCGCUAUCUCUACUGGCACGCCUAUGGUGAUCAACGACGAAGAUCAUGAUGUCGAAGAACUUCUUGAGGAAGACUUUCCGGAAGAAGCUCCAGAGACUGUGCAGUACAUCAUAUCGCAGAUUAAGUUGAGUAAAGCUAUGCGUAUCAAGCUCCUAUUCGCCAAACAUGAAGCUGAUUUCAUUAGUUACUAUUUGAUCAACCUCAGCCAGAGGCUGCAAAGACAGUGCAACGCAUCCAAGGAGGUAAAGCCCGUGCUUGACGCGGCAGCACAAAUCUUCAGCCUCGUGGAGAACUCGUUACUCUUUUGGACACCGGAGCACUUUCCCAUGAUAUAUGUCUCUGCUCUCUUCUCUGCGAUGAUGGCUCUUGCAGUUGACGUCAAAACCUCAGCGCCCAAAAGUGAUCAGAUCUUUGUCAAGAUCCGGCCUGGAUUACUGGCUCUCAAACAGUUUGAGUCAGUCUAUAUCCUGGCGCGAUGGAUCAAGAACUUCUUCAUGGAUAUACUGAACCGUCCACCUCCUAUAGACACGGAAGAAGCGCAGAGGCCGCCUACGAACUCAAAUGGCGACGACGUAGAUGGCGGGGGAACAGGCACAGAGAUGAGGAAUAGCAGCACGGAUCAAGCCUACGACAUCCAGAGAAACACUGCAUCAGCUGGCCAAGCCACACAUGAUGCGACAGAUUUUGAAGACUCCAAUUUUGCAUUUGACCAGAGUUCAGGAUUUGAGGGAGGCGGGUUUUGGCCGACAUACUUGGCAAACGGUGUCUUCUCGGGUGUGCAGUCAAGUGAUGACAUGGAGUUUCCGCACCCAGACUCAUUCCAGUAUCAAGCGAUCUGUCAUGUGGGCUCUGGGCAGAUCGUUACGCCGGGUAGUACAUGUUGGGCGACGUCCAACGUCUUCCCGGACUCGAUUACCAGCUCGGUACCUUCGACAAGUAGCAGAGGGCUAUACGUACUGGGGUUGGCGGCAUUAACCGUCGGCAUGGCUGGAGCACUGAGUGUCAACAGCCUCCCAACAAAGAGGCAGCUAUCAUCAACACAGUCACUGUUUGACACCCCCGAGAUUCAACAUGACUUGUCGGCAUCGAAUAUUGAAGGUGCUUGUAAAGAAUUCGCCGCUAUCUUGGGUCCUGAGAACGUCUCAACAGAACGUACAGACCUCGUUACCCAUUCCGGCUCAGACUAUCAGUCGUAUGCCUGGACUGAAGAGUCUGCCAUCCUUUCACAAGUCAUCCUCUACCCUGAGACUACAGAACAGGUUUCAGAGCUUAUGAAAGGUAUAUGUAUCGAUUUUGGUCGAAUGAACAACAUUGUAGAGCUGAACAAGUAUGACCUCGACUGCGUUGUGCAACCCGGUAUUGGUUGGAUGGACCUAAAUGAGGAGUUAGCGGCCCAUGGUCUGUUCUUCCCCCCAGAUCCUGGUCCCGGCGCCAUGAUUGGAGGAAUGGUCGGCACAGGAUGCUCAGGAACAAACGCUGCGGCUUAUGGGACUAUGAAAGAUUGGGUCCUAUCACUCACGGUGGUUCUCGCCGAUGGCACGAUUAUCAAGACCAGGCAGAGGGCGAGAAAGUCAAGCGCAGGCUAUGACCUGACGAGGACCUUUAUCGGCAGCGAGGGAACCCUUGGCCUCGUCACGGAAGCUACACUCAAACUGGCAGUCAAGCCACCCUGUGAGGCCGUGGCCGUGUGCACAUUCCAAACGCUACGAGACGCGGCCUCGGCAGUUCGAGAGGUGCUAUCCAAUGGCAUCCAGGUUGCAGCUGUUGAGAUCCUUGAUGAAGUACAGAUGAAGAGCAUCAAUGAUUCUGCUUUAACGAGAUUGAAGUGGAAAGAAGAACCAACCCUGUUCUUCAAGUUCACCGGGAGCGAUGAGUUCAUCGUGGAUCAUCUUGCCAAACAAGUUGGAAGUAUCACGAAGCAAAACCGCAGCACGGCAUAUAAAUUCGCCUCCGAUGAGACGGAACGAAACGAAUUAUGGUCCGCAAGGAAGAAUGCCCUCUGGAGCAUGCUUGCCAUGAGAAAGUCACCAACUGACAAAGUCUGGACUACUGAUGUAGCUGUACCUUUAAGCAGGCUUCCUGACAUCAUAGAGUUCGCUAAGGCCGAUAUCGAGAAGUCGGGCUUGCUCGGCUCAAUCGUUGGGCACGUUGGUGACGGGAACUUCCAUACACUACUAUUAUUUCCCGAGGACAAGCGUUAUAUCGCCGAAGAGGUCGUCCACCGAAUGGUUGAUAAAGCCAUCGAGAUGAAAGGUACAGCGACGGGCGAGCAUGGCGUCGGACUUGUGAAGAGGGACUACUUGGAGAAGGAACUCGGUAAAGAAGCUGUAGAUACGAUGCGAUCGGUAAGCCUUCUUGGACCGUCGAGGGUGAUAUGA